UUCCUUCACAUCACAAGCUCAACAUAUUUACUACAUUUUGAUCUCAACACGUUCUGAUCAGCGAGCAAAAAAUGGCCUUGAGACCCAAUUGGAUUCUUUUUUUAGCUGCAUUGGUUGUCUUGGAAAUAUGGGGUUCUCAGGCCACAGCCCGCACACUGCCUGAUGCAUCAAUGGUUGAGAAGCAUGAGCAAUGGAUAGCACAAUUUGGACGUGUCUACAAAGACGAUGCAGAGAAGGCCAAGCGGUUCAAUAUAUUCAAGGAAAAUGUGGAGUAUAUCCAGUCCUUUAAUGAAGCAGGGGCUCGGCCUUACAAGCUUGCCAUAAACAAGUUUGCUGAUUUGACAAAUGAGGAAUUUCAGGCGUCACGCAAUGGGUAUAAAAUGGGAUCUUACGGGAAGUCAUCCAAGGUUUCAUCAUUUAGAUAUGCAAAUGUUACUGCAGUUCCAGCCAGCAUGGACUGGAGAAAGAAAGGAGCUGUUACUGGUGUUAAGGAUCAGGGCCAAUGUGGAUGCUGCUGGGCAUUUUCCGCUGUUGCAGCCACGGAAGGAAUCAACCAGCUCACAACUGGGAAUCUGAUUUCAUUAUCUGAACAAGAACUUGUGGAUUGCGACACAAGUGAAGAUGAGGGGUGCAACGGUGGUCUCAUGGACAAUGCCUUUGAGUUCAUUAUCAGUAAUGGUGGCAUCACAACUGAAUCCAAUUACCCGUACGAGGGAGUUGACGGCACCUGCAACUCUAAGAAGGAGUCAUCGCAUGUUGCCAAGAUUACAGGAUACGAGGAUGUUCCAGCCAACAGUGAGUCUGCGUUGCUGAAAGCUGUGGCUAACCAACCAGUAUCUGUGGCCAUUGAUGCUAGUGGAUCCGAUUUCCAGUUCUACACGAGUGGAGUUUUCACCGGACAGUGUGGAACCGAGUUGGACCAUGGCGUUACUGCAGUUGGAUAUGGGAAAACUAGUGAUGGAACCAAGUAUUGGCUCGUCAAGAAUUCAUGGGGAACUAGCUGGGGUGAGAAUGGAUAUAUUAGAAUGCAAAGGGAUAUCGAUGCUGCAGAAGGUCUCUGUGGCAUUGCCAUGCAAGCUUCCUAUCCAACUGCUUAAGUGAAGUUGUACAAGCUCCCCAAAUAGAAAAAGAAUUUCCCUGUUUAUACGUAUACUACUCGUAUUGUUUCUGAAAUCUGUUGUAACCUUGUCCUUAUGUAUAUGGAAAUUUAUGUACAUCAUGUAUGAAAAGGCCCCAUUUGAAGAAUUUUCAUUUUA
Molecule: messenger RNA, 1256 nt
Organism: Sesamum indicum (sesame)
Lineage: Eukaryota; Viridiplantae; Streptophyta; Magnoliopsida; Lamiales; Pedaliaceae
Product: senescence-specific cysteine protease SAG39-like
Biological process (GO): proteolysis
Molecular function (GO): cysteine-type peptidase activity
Source: RefSeq, a predicted model, not a curated record